AUGUUAGCUGUUGUGAUCUUUGUCCUGGUGCUCUUCACUCCCCUGCAGUUGGAGGCCAAGUUCAAGAGUCUCCACUGUACGAACUACGAUAGAUCCUAUGGCGAAAUACUGCUGUGCAAAAUCAAGGCCAUCAAUCGGUACAGGAACUCGAUAAGUAUCCAAUUCAGGCAGUUGAGAACCGUCAAUAAUGUCCAUAUGCGUUUGGAGUUUUUUAAACGAGCGAACGGCUGGCGUCCUUUUCUGUACAAUAUAUCGUUUAAUCUGUGCGAUUUUCUAUCUAAAAGAAACAAUGUGAUUGUGAGCCUCGGAUACGAGUAUCUCAAACCGUACAUCCCAAUCACGAACUACACUUGCCCGUUUAAGAAAAAUCAUUUAAUUAAGUGCACCGACCUCGAGUUUGAUAUCGAAAAGUUCCGUGUGCGAUUUCCUAUAGAAACCGGGGAGUACGCGCUCCAGUUGAGCUUCAUUGUCCAGAGGAAAGUCACGUUGACACUAAAUGGAUCUGCUGAAUACUACAACUAUCGAGAGCACUGAUAUAUAUAGGUGCCUAAAUCCAAAUAAUGUUUCCAAAGAGGCAGCACCAGCACAUAUAUGUAAUUUUCCGAGCAAGAAGAACGAGUGUAAAUGAAUAUUAAUUAAAUGUUUUUUAAUUAUUUACGACGAUAUCUGUUUUUCAACGACAAUAAAAGUUUGAGUAUUUAAAAAUCCA
This is a messenger RNA of Drosophila sechellia, 709 nucleotides long. RefSeq lists its product as uncharacterized. The record is from RefSeq and is a predicted model, not a curated record. The transcript has 3 exons. The coding region runs from base 1 to 534 and encodes 177 amino acids. Lineage: Eukaryota; Metazoa; Arthropoda; Insecta; Diptera; Drosophilidae.